Molecule: messenger RNA, 414 nt
Organism: Paramecium tetraurelia
Lineage: Eukaryota; Ciliophora; Oligohymenophorea; Peniculida; Parameciidae
Exons: 1
Source: RefSeq, a predicted model, not a curated record
AUGAAGAAGUACUUCAAAAUUGCCUCCUUUGCAAUUAUUGCUGCUAUAAGAGUCAAGAAAUCUUUAUUUUAUUCUCUUUGGAGGAAGUAUUAAAUGCAACUAAAGAACAUUAUUUUUUUUCCUCAAAUUAGAGUUGGAAUUGUGUUAAAAAUUUGUAGAAUUCAAUUUAUAUUGGCAUAAUGUGAAGUAAGAUAAUUAAUUUAUUUACUAAUACAAAAAGAAAGAAUUAAUGCUUGGUGUUAAGCUGUUUGUGCUAAAUCACUCACUCACUUCAGUAAACAGUAAUUACACAAUAUUAUCGAUUUUCCAAAAGACAAAGAAAAAGGUAGAUUGCUCCAUGAUGAAAACAAUUAAUUCGCUAUAGUUUAUAUUAGAAAACUUGGCCUACUUCUAAUAAUCAAAAUACUUUUGUGA